Molecule: messenger RNA, 1644 nt
Organism: Malassezia japonica
Lineage: Eukaryota; Fungi; Basidiomycota; Malasseziomycetes; Malasseziales; Malasseziaceae
Gene: NAR1
Product: Cytosolic Fe-S cluster assembly factor nar1
Exons: 3
Coding region: 1-1644 (547 amino acids)
Biological process (GO): iron-sulfur cluster assembly
Cellular component (GO): cytosolic [4Fe-4S] assembly targeting complex
Source: RefSeq, a predicted model, not a curated record
AUGGCGUUUUCGGGGGCGUUGUCGCUCACGGACCUGAACGACUACCUGGGGCCGUCCCAGGUGUGUAUCAAGCCGGUGGAUGCACCGGAGCAGAGCACCGAGCCCAGUGGCGAGACGGAAAUUGCCAUCGACCAAGGCACCUACUAUGAAGCGAGCGGCACGCGCGCACGCACGCAGCUCGAGACCGCAGAGAUCUCGCUGAAUGAUUGCUUGGCAUGCAGCGGGUGUGUGACGAGCGCAGAGACCGUGCUCAUCGGCAUGCAGAGCAUCGAAGAGGUGAAGCAGGAGCUCGCCAAAAAGGACGCGCGCACGUUCCUCGUGUCAAUCUCGCCACAGUCGCUCGCCUCACUUGCGACCCGGUACAUGUAUGCAUCGUCGUCCAAAGAGGGGCUCGCUACGCCGAGCCUCUUGCGCCGCAUUGCACACGCGCUCGGCCAGCGGGGGUUUGACUAUGUGUGGGACACGAGCUUUGCGCGUCACCUCGCACUGCGCGAACAUACGCGCGAGUUCUUCGAGCGGAGACACGCUCGCGAUACCCAGGCUGAUGCGCCGCGGCUGCCGAUGCUCGCGAGUGCGUGCCCGGGCUGGAUCUGCUACGCAGAAAAGGCCCACAGCGAGCUCUUGCCGUACAUUGCCGCGACCAAGUCGCCGCAGCAGAUUUCGGGCGUGCUUGCAAAGGAUAUCAUUGCACCAAAGUUGCGCGAGGGUACCGCGUACCACGUCACGGUCAUGCCGUGCUACGACAAAAAGCUCGAGGCGAGUCGCGAAGACUUUGUCGAUGCGAAUGGCAUCAGGGAGGUCGACUGCGUCCUCACGACCGGCGAGCUGCACGACCUCUUGCUCGAGUCCGACUUUGAUCCAUAUGUGCCGGUGCCGGGCGAAGAUGCGCCGGGUGCGCCGGACGCGUUUCCAGCGCUACUCCAGGAGCCAGGCAGCUCGUCGGGCGGCUACCUCUUUGCGAUCUUGCACGCAGUCUGGCAGGAGUGGCAAGCGCAGCACGUGGGCACGCCGAGCCUCGAGAUGCGUGUGAUUCGCUCCGUGGACUAUACCGAGUACAUUCUGCGCACGCCCGACGCGGUCCUCUUCAAGGGUGCGCAGUGCUACGGCUUCCGCAACCUCCAAAACCUCGUGCGCAAGAUCCAGCGCGAGACGGGCGCACGCAGCGGGCGUGCGCCGGUGCGCGGCCGCGGCCGCGGGCUCAUGCGGCGCGCUGGGCACGAAGACAGCGGCGCAUACGACUAUAUCGAGGUCAUGGCGUGCCCUGGCGGGUGCGUCAAUGGCGGUGGCCAGAUGCGCCCUCCUGCCGGCGCCGUCCAGGCUGAGGACGCGAUGGACGAGGAUGCGCCCGUCCAGGGCUGGCAGGGCACCGACAAGCACUGGGUGCAGCGGGUCGAGGAGCGCUACUGGCUCGAUCCCUCCCGCCGCGCGGCUGCCACGCCGAAUGUCGAUGCAGAGGAGCAGACGGGUGCGCCUCUGCGCGUCCUCGACGACGCGGCGCACGGUGCGCUGCAUGCGUGGCUCGCCGGCACCGACGCGCGCGCCGCCGAGGUCGAGCAGGUGCUCGACGUGACCCAGACGCACGUCUUCCGCACCACCUACCACGGCGUGCAGCAGCAGACGAAUGGACUUGCUGUGCAGUGGUAA